Messenger RNA from Amphimedon queenslandica, 612 nucleotides. Its product is annotated as plasminogen receptor (KT)-like. Gene Ontology annotation, biological process: positive regulation of plasminogen activation. NCBI's taxonomy places the organism in Eukaryota, Metazoa, Porifera, Demospongiae, Haplosclerida, Niphatidae. The record is from RefSeq and is a predicted model, not a curated record. Bases 72 to 509 code for a protein of 145 amino acids. The transcript has 4 exons. Gene Ontology annotation, cellular component: plasma membrane.
AUACGGAAACGGAAAUUAGUCUCAUAAGUGCCAAAGGUCAUCAAACUCAUAAUUAAAACUCAGACAAAAAGAUGGGUAGCUUUUUCACAAAACCUAUGAGCAAUGUGAUGGACGAGAAUAUGAAAAAGCAACAAGAAUUUCAGCUCUCCGCUCAGAAGAUGCAGAUGGAGCGUCAAAUGAUGAUGCAAGUACAAAUGAGGAACAAGGGAGUGGCACAGCAGCUGUCGAUGGCUAGGGAAGCAUUCAACUGGUAUGCUGGUUUUUACGUGACAGCUACACUUGGUAUGAUCGCUGGUUUUGCUAAGACUAAAAACCCAGCAGUUCUGUCUCCUCUCAUUCCAUUAACAUUCCUUGUUGGAUAUCAAGCAGACAUGGCACUGGGAAACAAAAUGGAGAGGAUACUAAAUGAUGCUGAUAAAAUAUUAUCAAAUGAGACCGGGUUGUUGAGAUUACCUGGUGAGCCACUCUCAGUGGCAAUGAUCGACAGAGAAAGAAGCAAAUCCAAGUAACUUAUUAGAAUUUAUGAGAACUCAAUAGUAGAUUUUUUGUUCAAGAUAAUUGCUGUAGCUCAAUGAUUACUUUUUGACAACGGAUUAUAUAUAAAAUAUCAAA